This is a messenger RNA of Cuscuta europaea, 1219 nucleotides long. NCBI's taxonomy places the organism in Eukaryota, Viridiplantae, Streptophyta, Magnoliopsida, Solanales, Convolvulaceae. The record is from the annotation of a GenBank genome assembly.
GUGAAAUUAAAACCUCCCUCAUCUGAUAUAAUGGUAUACUUAAACACACAACCUUUGAGGGCUAAGCACAACAUAACAAAAGCAGGCACAAUCCCCACUCUGCUUGCAAACCCAAUGUCGUCCACAGCUUUUAGAACCAUCUUCUUAACAAUGCCAUGGCGACCCUUCCCUCGAAACGGAUCCCUCUCUCCUUCAUUCUUCCCAGGUCGAAAUCCACACUCGUCCCGUGGCUGUAAACCCUUUAAGGCCCGAAAUGAUCUCCUGUUCUCUAUGACCCAUAAUCUCAACUACUCCGCUAACGAAGUCCGCUCUUCAUUACAGGAUGACUGCAAUCCGAAUCCCCCGCAGGAAGCUGUUCUCAAGGCAAUUUCAGAAGUGUCAAAGGUAGAAGGAAGGGUUGGACAAACCACAAAUUUAGUUAUGGGAGGGACUGUUCAUGAUGAUUCAACUAAUGAGUGGCUUAUCUUGGAUAAAAAGGUAAAUUUGUACCCAACAGAAAGAGUGUUUACAGCAAUUGGGACUGGAGGGGAUAAUUUUGUGCAGGCUAUGGUAGUUGCAGUAGAAUCAGUUAUUCAGGGAUCUAUCCUUGAGGGGCAGGUAAAGAAGAAGGAUUCCUCAGGAGGGAAGUAUGUAUCAGUGAAUAUUGGACCUAUUCUAGUUCUUAGUAGUGAACAGGUUCAAGCUGUAUAUAACGCGAUGAGAAGAGACAACCGGAUGAAAUACUUUCUGUAACUUAUUGCCAUUCGCUGUAACCUAUAGAGAGCUCUCUUGCUCAACACCUGCAGAGGAACAUGUUACACCAGUCUCCUUUUUUACCUAGGUUUUGUUCCUGUGUAGCUCUAGCAUUUGGUUUCGAAAAAAAUGUUUUAACCCACACCACAGUUUCAUCCAUCUGCCACUAGUCCACUACCCUGGGUAGUAACGUCUGAGAGCAACUGUAAUUCAGUAAGAGCAAGUAGGGAUGGAUUCAGGCCUGGUCGGGCCCGGGCCGGGCCUAGGCCCAGUCGGGCCGCCGGUUCGUAUCACAUGGGCCCGGGACUGGCCCGAGGGUUGGACAGGUCCGGUUCGGGCCGGGCCACGCGCCCGGGUCACGGCCGAUUAAUUUUUUUUAUUUUAUUUAUAUUUUAUACUUUAUAGUUUUAUACAAGUAUUAAAAAACAAACUCCAAGUGCAUUUAUUUGAAAUGAAAUAGGAACUACAUUUGAAAAUUAAAUAGGAA